Molecule: messenger RNA, 2722 nt
Organism: Tribolium madens (black flour beetle)
Lineage: Eukaryota; Metazoa; Arthropoda; Insecta; Coleoptera; Tenebrionidae
Product: probable RNA-binding protein 19
Exons: 13
Coding region: 145-2670 (841 amino acids)
Molecular function (GO): RNA binding
Source: RefSeq, a predicted model, not a curated record
UUUGACAGGUACAAUGCUACACAUGUGUUUGUUUUUGAGGUUAUAAUAGAGAAUUUUAAAACUUUUCUUAAUUUUUGAACUUAGUGAUAGGAAAAUAUCAGUAAAAGAUUGUGUUGCAAAGUGCACAUUUGGGCAAUUUUAAUCAUGUCACGUUUGAUCGUUAAGAAUUUACCUAAAAACAUAACUGAAGAAAAAAUUAGAAAUUUAUUUCAAGAGAAAGGCACUAUAACUGAUAUUCAACUAAAGUAUACCUCUGAGGGUAAAUUUCGUGAAUUUGCUUUUGUGGGGUACCAGAAUGAAAAUGAAGCUGAAGAGGCCAUUAAAUACUUUGACGGCAUGUUUAUUCAAACUAAAAAAAUAAAGGUUGAGUCAUGUGCAUUAUUAGGAGAUUCUAAAAAACCUAAAGCUUGGAGUAAGUAUACAUUGGAGAGUACUGCCUACAAAAAGGCUCAUGGAAUUGCAAUAAAUCAAGAUACUAAUGUAAAACCCAAAGUUGGAAAGAAAAAGAAAGAAGACGAAACUGUGGAAUUACUUAAAAAAUAUCAAGAUGAUCCAAUGUUUGAAGAAUUUUUGGAACUUCAUAAUCCUGAAGAUAGCAAGAAACUGCGUAAAAUUAUACAAAAAGAAAAAGAACAGAAUGAGACUAAAUCAGAAAGUGAAGAAGAAGAGGAAGAAGCCAGCUCUUCAGAGAAUGAAGCAAAAGAAGAAAUGCAAAACAGAUUGGCUGAUCAAAAAAUUAGUGAUUUAGAAUACAUGAAAAAGUUGGUAAAGAAAAAAGAAAAACCUAAGAAGGAACCCAAAAAGUUGGAGUUAUUUACACUUAAGUUAAGAGGGCUUCCAUAUAAUUGCAAAAAGAAAGAUAUCAAACAAUUUUUAAAACCUGUCACACCGUUUACUAUCAGAUUACCUGCAAAAAUUCAUGGAAUUGCAUAUGUAGGUUUUAAGACUGAAAAAGAUUACAAAAAAGCACUCUUAAAAGACAGAAGUUUUAUUGCUGGAAAACAAAUUUCCGUCAUGCAAUAUUCUGGAAAAAACAAUACAGAACAGGAAGAAACUUCAAAUAAUGUUAAGAAAAGAUGGGUGAAUCAGGAAGAGGCACUUAAAAACGAAGAAGAUAUUGCGGAAACAGGAAAAAUUUUUGUUAGAAAUUUGGCCUACACCACAACAGAGGAUGAUCUUGAAAAUUUAUUUACAAAAUUUGGACCUUUAGUGGAAGUUAAUUUGCCAGUGGAUCCUGCAUCUAAAAAAAUUAAAGGUUUUGGUACUGUAACAUUUUUAAUGCCUGAACAUGCCGCUAAAGCAUACGGGGAACUAGAUGGGUCUAUUUUACAUGGACGCAUGUUGCACCUUUUGCCAGGAAAAAGCAAAGAUGUGUCAGAUGAGACAGAAUUAGAAGAAAGUACAAAUUAUAAAAAGAAGAAAGAAGCAACACAAAAAUCUCAGGCUGGGUCUUCUCAUAAUUGGAAUUCCUUAUUUUUGGGACACAAUGCAGUUGCUGAAGUUAUUGCAGAUACAUACAACACAUCAAAAGAAAAAGUUAUGGGAAUACAUGAUGAAGGUAGUGCUGCGGUGAGACUUGCAUUGGGUGAAACACAAAUCGUGGCGCAAACUAAAAAGUAUUUAGAACAAGAAGGAGUCCUACUUGAUACUUUCAGUAAUAUUAAAUGUAAAAGGUCAAAAACAGUCAUACUUGUAAAGAAUUUACCAAAUAAGACUGAAGCAAAGGAAAUUAAAAAAAUAUUUGAAAAAUAUGGCUUGAUUGGAAGGCUGAUUUUACCGCCUAGUGGCAUUACAGCAAUUGUUGAAUUUCUUGAACCAUCUGAAGCCAGAAAAGCCUUUACUUGCUUAGCUUACACAAAAUUUAAAAAUGUGCCGCUUUAUUUAGAAUGGGCUCCUGAGAAUUCGCUAACUGAAAGAAAAGGACCACUUCCUGAAAAGAAUGAAGAAAUAGAAGAAAUGAAAGAAAAUGACAAUAGUAAUGAGGAUGAAGAAGUUGUCGAAGAAUCAGAACCUGACACUACAUUAUUUGUUAAAAACUUAAAUUUCCAAACAACUGAUGACGGUCUGAGAAAGCAUUUUGAAACUUGUGGCAAACUUGCUUAUGCCAACGUUGCAACUAAAAAAGACAAAAACGAUCCAAGUAAACGUUUAUCUAUGGGAUAUGGUUUUGUAAGGUUUAUACAUAAAAGUAGCGCAGAUAAGGCUCUUAAGACAUUGCAGCAGAGCACUUUAGACGGAAAAUCUUUAGAAUUGAAGAGAUCUGAAAGGACAUUGAACAAUGACGUCAAUGCUACGAAAAAAAGUACCAAAGUUACAAAACAAACAGGAACCAAGAUUUUGGUUAGAAACAUCCCAUUCCAAGCUAAUCAAAAAGAAAUUAGAGAACUUUUUAGUGUUUUUGGUGAGAUUAAAGCCUUAAGACUGCCAGUGAAAAUGGCUCAGGAUGGGGGCUCACACAGAGGCUUCGCAUUUGUAGAUUUUGUGGCAACUUCUGAUGCUAAGAAUGCAUUUGAGGCAAUAUCUCAAAGUACCCACUUGUAUGGUAGGAGACUAGUUCUUGAAUGGGCUGCAAGUGAGGAUAGUGUGGAAGACAUUAGGAAAAGAACAGCGGCUCAUUUUCAAACCACUGAACCAGUCAAGUCAAAGAAAAGUGUUCUAAAUAUUGAUUAGUAUCGAAUAGUUUUAUUUUUUGUAUAUAAGGAAAAAUAAAAAGUAGUUCUUG